This is a messenger RNA of Nilaparvata lugens (brown planthopper), 1526 nucleotides long. Its product is annotated as IgA FC receptor-like. The transcript has 6 exons. The record is from RefSeq and is a predicted model, not a curated record. Gene Ontology annotation, biological process: sensory perception of smell. The coding region runs from base 212 to 1078 and encodes 288 amino acids. NCBI's taxonomy places the organism in Eukaryota, Metazoa, Arthropoda, Insecta, Hemiptera, Delphacidae. Gene Ontology annotation, molecular function: odorant binding.
AAGUUUCUAGAGUACCUAAUCAAGGUAUCUCAUUAUUAAAAAGCAGGAAUAGGUAAUUGAACAAUCUGUGGAGCACACUAUAGUGAUAAUACGGUUAUAGGUUACUGUACUGAUUAAUUUUUCAAGUAUCCAGUGAGGAACUGGGCAGAUUUUAUUGUGAAUAUUGAGGUGUGAAAAAUAAUCCACGAAAAAAUAUUAUUGUAUUUCUAAAAUGUUGGUGAUCAUAUCAUUCCUGGUAAUACCAACCAUUCUAUUGAGCGCUUCUCAGUGUGAAGGUAUAAGCAAUGAGGUGAUGAGAAACUUCAGAGGCCAGUUGAUAAAUUCAACUCAAAAAUGCACUGAUAAAUACAAUGUAGCCGCAAUUGAAGUAUUUAAUAUGAUUGGCCAGGACAUUAUACCACCAAGAGAAGGAGCUAAAUGCUAUUUUCUUUGUAUGAUGCAGGAAUUUGAUCUGAUGGACGAGAAAGGUCAAUUCAAUGAGUCGAAACUAGAAAGUUUGUUGAACUAUUUCCCUAAGAAGUCAAAUUACACAGAAACAAUUGAAACGAAAUUGGACACUUGCUUGAAGGCUGCAAAAAAUGUGAUCAGUCAGCAAUCGAAAUACGAUGGAUGUAACAGAGCAUACACUCUGGUUAAAUGCAUGUAUGACAGUAAAUCGUCUGCUCAGAUUCAAAAUUCAAUAUCUGGAGUUGGUAAAAAGAUGUCGGGUAUGAUGCCUACAGUACCACAAUUACCAAGCUUACCAAUGCCCUCAAUGCCACAAUUACCAAGUUUACCAAUACCUUCGAUGCCACAAUUACCAAGCUUACCAAUGCCCUCAAUGCCACAAUUACCAAGUUUACCAAUACCCUCAAUGCCUCAGUUACCAAGCAUACCAGUGCCUCAGAUACCCAACAUUCAAAUAUCACCCUCAAUGCAAUUACCUAGUAUUCCUGGAUUACCUAGUGUACCCCAGUUACCCUCAUUGCAACUACCUAAAGUAGAUUUACCACAAUUACCAGCUGCACCUCAGUUACCAUCAUUUCCCUAUCUAUUCGGAAAAAAUAGCAAUGUAAAUAGAAAAAAUAUUAUUCUAUAACCUACUAAAUAGAAAAAUAAUGAGUUUCAGAAAUGUAGCCCAAUCUUCAAUGUAUUGUAAUCUUGACAAUUCUUGAAUGCAUUUCAAUUAACGUAUUGCAUCUUGUAUUGAUGUUCACUUCUGCCUAGGUUGAUUAUAGUCGAAUAUUUUUAUAUCAUAUAAUAAUUAUAAUAGAUUUGGAUUUAGAUUUAUUUUAAUGUGAGCUACAAUAAAUGCCGGAUGAUACACUAAUUCUCAUUAAAUGACAUCUAAUACUGAUGUCCGAUGGACAAUCCAUUGGGCAAUUCAAUCUUAGCAUCGACUUCUGGUUAUAGGCUAAUGUGGUUUCUUGAAACAUUGUUAAUUGUGAAUUCUACUUGUUUUUAGAAUUGAAUACUGUGGAGCUAAUAUUUUUCGUUCGUGUUGUGAUUCAUUCUAUUGGUUUUGCGAUUUUUGCACAAUAAAUAAU